CUAGACCAAUCAGCACUGCUUUAUUAAAUAUACCAAAAGAAACAAUACUGGAUGAUCCGUCAUUUAAUAAUCCAAAUUGCAUCGAUUUAAUUUUGGGCGCCGAAAUAUUCUUUGAUUUGAUUAAGCAUGGUCAAAUUAAACCAAUGGAUAACGGCCCGGUGUUACAAAACACGCAUCUCGGAUGGGUGAUCGCUGGUCCGGUUCCAGCAACUGCAUUAGACAGGCAAGAGUGCUGUAUGUCGGCGGUAACGACAACCGAACUGGCAAAAAUUAGUGAGCUUGAAGACCAAAUGGCACAGUUUUGGAGACUGGAGGAGGUUAAUGCUAAAGCUCCUUAUACAUUAGAGGAGACAAUGUGUAUGAAACAUUAUAAAUUAAAUGUUCGUUGCUCAACGGAUGGCAGAUUUACAGUUGUACUACCAUUCAAAGACCCAUCUAUGCUGGGUAAAUCAUAUCACAUGGCCUUGCGUCAAUUUUUAUCUUUAGAAAGGCGACUUCAGGCUGACCCUCAGCUUAAAGCGUCAUACAACAAAUUUAUUGAUGAAUAUAUCAUGCUAGGGCAUGCAGAAAAAGCGCGAUCGUCGAUAGAAGAAGAGCGUUGUUAUUAUAUGCCUCACCAUGCGGUAAUUAAUGAGCACAGUACGAGUACGCGGUUGCGAGUGGUGUUCGACGCAUCUGUGAAAACAGACACAGGGGUGAGUUUAAACGAGGUACUGCUGAAAGGUCCUUGCAUUCAGGAAGAGUUAGUUACUAUAAUGGCUAGAUUCCGUACUCAUAGAUAUGUCCUGACGGCGGAUAUAAAAAAAAUGUACCGGCAAGUGUGGAUAUCGGAAUCGCAGCGUGAUUUUCAGAGAAUAUUAUGGCGAGAAGAUCCAAGCAAGCCUAUUAAUAUUUUUUGCCUCAAGACUAUUACCUAUGGAGUGAUAACCUCUUCGUACUUAGUGGUAGCUUGUUUGGAGAAGUUGACCGCAGAAAGAACAAUAUCCUGA
Molecule: messenger RNA, 989 nt
Organism: Daktulosphaira vitifoliae (grape phylloxera)
Lineage: Eukaryota; Metazoa; Arthropoda; Insecta; Hemiptera; Phylloxeridae
Exons: 1
Source: RefSeq, a predicted model, not a curated record